AUGUCGAACUCACUAAAUAUGUACGUACUCGGUCCGUCAGCUUCGGGGAAAACGGGCCUUUUGCGCCAGCUUCGCUGUAUGUGUGAGAACGGUACCCUGAUGACCCAGCCUGCCCAUGAUGUCCCCACAAAAGGACAGGAGAUUCAUUCCUUAAUCGUUCAUGCACCGCAGAAGAAGAACGUCUUCUGCACAGUCGAGCUAUGUGAACUUGGUGGGGAAAUGUCCCCUGUGUGGGAAAAGUUCAUUCGGUCGCGGUUGGGUUUGGCAAAAGACAAGAAUGACCAAAGAUGUGCGUUGAUGUUUGUGGUGGACGCGUUGGCCCCUCAUUUGCUUCCCCUGGCAUCUGUCCUGUUUCAAAGAUUAAAGUGUUUUGACGGGCUCUGCCGAGAGUGGCCCGCAGUGGUGGUGCUGAAUAAGGUGGCUGCGAGGAAUGCCAUGACCGAGGGAGAGUUAGAAUUCUUCAUUCCAACGGCCAGUUACGAGGCAACACAAGUUCUGUGUGUGGAUUCCUGGAAUGGGCACGGGAUUGGAGAUCUCAUGAAGUGGGUCAACAGUGUGGCUUUCUCGUGCUAA
Molecule: messenger RNA, 573 nt
Organism: Trypanosoma grayi
Lineage: Eukaryota; Euglenozoa; Kinetoplastea; Trypanosomatida; Trypanosomatidae
Product: ADP-ribosylation factor-like protein 16
Exons: 1
Coding region: 1-573 (190 amino acids)
Molecular function (GO): GTP binding; GTPase activity
Source: RefSeq, a predicted model, not a curated record